Molecule: messenger RNA, 1476 nt
Organism: Trametes versicolor FP-101664 SS1
Lineage: Eukaryota; Fungi; Basidiomycota; Agaricomycetes; Polyporales; Polyporaceae
Product: phospholipase C/P1 nuclease
Exons: 2
Coding region: 39-1388 (449 amino acids)
Biological process (GO): DNA catabolic process
Molecular function (GO): nucleic acid binding; endonuclease activity
Source: RefSeq, a predicted model, not a curated record
UGCACCUUGCACUCGUCUCUCUCCCCACAACCACCAGCAUGCGCACAUCUAUCCUCUCAGCUGCGCUCGUGAGCAUCCCAACUGUGUACGGCUGGGGUGCCGCAGGGCACGAAAUCGUGGCGACCAUUGCCCAGAUCCACCUCCCGAAGCCCGUGCUCUCCCUCGUCUGCGACAUCCUCCAUCCCAACCUCAACGCCUCUUCUGCUGCUGCGGAGGCGUACCCGCCAUGCCAUCUAGCCCCCAUCGCAGCGUGGGCCGACUCCAUCCGCAUGCGCCCCCAGUACCGCUACACCGCCCCCAUGCACUACGUGAACGCCGUCGACGACGCCCCGCCGCACUCGUGUCCCUUCCCCGGGACGCACGGCUGGCAGGGCCGCCAGACGGGCAACAUCCUCGCCGCGCUCGGGAACCAGACCAAGGUCCUCCGCGAGUUCGCCCGCGGUGACCGCAGCGUCAGCGACGCGGAGGAGGCGCUCAAGUUCCUCGUGCACUGGAUGGGCGACAUGCACCAGCCGCUGCAUAUGAGCGGGCGCGAGAAGGGCGGGAACGGCGUGAAGGUGGCGUGGAAUGGACGGGUGACGAACCUCCAUAGCGUAUGGGACGGCCUCCUUAUCGCCCAGGCUCUCCGCCUCACCCCAAACAACUACUCCCACCCGCUCCCCGGUACCGGCGGUGUGUUCGUAGAACCCCACUUGCGCGGCGCGAUCUACGACCCGUACGUGCGCCGCAUCAUGCACGAGGGCCUCUCCCCUAGCGGCCGCUUCGCCGCAGAGAGCGACGGGUGGCUCGACUGCCCCACGCCCUCCGACGCCCGCCCCACGCUGCAAACACAGAACGCCGGCACGAGCAGCGCGCUCGGGUACGCCCUGCGACUUCUCGGGCUUGGGGACUCGCAGACCGUGCAGGCGCUGCUGAACCUCGACGUCCCCGCCGCGCUCGGACUCACCACGCGCGCGGGCACCGAGAAGGAGUGGGACGACGCCGAGGUGUGUCCGUACGCGUGGGCGCGCCCGAUCCACGCGCUCAACUGCGACGCCUCGCUCCCCGUGUGGCCGCACGGGCUUGACGCCCCAGGGGACGAGCACGGGUCCUCCUCCGCAAGCGCUGACUGGCCGGAGGUCCCGUACGACGUCGUCGACUUCCUCGACAUGCGCCUGCUGGAGGAGGCGGGCGACGCGGGCGACGCGGGGGUGGCGGUGGGCGGGCGGGCGCCGCGGCACCCGGAGCUGUUCGAGCUGGACACGCCCGAGUAUGCGGGGCGGCUUGCGCGCGGGUGGGUCGUCGAGCGGCUGCUGGCGAUGGCGGGGGUGCGGCUGGCGGGGGUGCUCACGGAUAUCUUUGCGGAUGUUGUGGGCGACGGGAAGGGGUAUGUUUAUGUGGAGGCGUGAGGGAUGGGUGGCGGAUCUGAUAGAACUGACCUGCUUGUAUAUUUGUGUAUGUAUUUGCUAUAUCUCCUGGACGAUAUCACCGUGAUUU